Boeremia exigua is the source of this 1760-nucleotide messenger RNA. RefSeq lists its product as uncharacterized. The transcript is spliced from 2 exons. Lineage: Eukaryota; Fungi; Ascomycota; Dothideomycetes; Pleosporales; Didymellaceae. Bases 48 to 1397 code for a protein of 449 amino acids. The record is from RefSeq and is a predicted model, not a curated record.
CGAUGUGAUGGCCUUAACCCUGAACAUACUUAACUAGCUUCAGUCCCAUGAGUAUUCGGCAGGACAUUCGCAUUCCUGCGACACGCAUUGUUGCGAUGGCCGACCCCAUAAGCCUUGCUUCUGGCGUCUUGACACUUGUUAUCUUCGCCCACAAAUCAUGUCUCGCGCUCCACACUACAAUACAAAGCUUCAAAAACCAUCCCAAACGAGUGCGCGACCUUACUGAAGAGCUAGCGGCACUUAUAGACGUUCUAGAAUCAUUGGACAAUACAUUGAGGUCACACACAGAUGUAGAUCUCCCCGCACUUGAUCUCCCCCUGCAACGAUGUGGCAGCGCUUGCAACGAGUUCCUAGAAGAGCUCCAAAGAUGUAGCUCACGAUCUGGGGGCGAUCGGAGAAGUUUCCGGGACUGGGCUAAGCUGAGAUACAUGGGAGAUAACAUCGAUGAUUUUAAGGACUCAUUGGCAGCGUACAAGUCAACGCUCAACAUCGCGCUCACGGAUUUGCAGCUUCGCACAUCCUCGGUUACUCUGGAGCGCCUUGAAGAGUACAAAGACCUUAUCAAGACUGCCACCAACGACCUUGAGGCAAGACUCGAAACCAUCGACGAAAAGCUCCAAUCUCUGGUGGACCGCACGACUCCGUGUUCCACAUCGGCGGAACUCCAAAGCAUAAAGGACGAGCGUUCAAGCACACAGAAAUGUCUCAUCAUCUGCGCCCAGUUCUCCAAACUUAUCGAGGAGCUCCAACUUUCAUCAGCGGAGGAUGUUCCCAAAGGCCCAGAUAAUGUUCCUGAGAAAAUCACGAGCGAUGGCAUAGAGGAAUGUAGAAUCAGUAUGGCACAAACAGCCGCGAGGCUAGAGAGUCACAUGCAGGAAACCCUAGAUCGAAUGCUGUCCAAUUCAAGCACAGCGAUGACACCAGAGGAUUUGACGUACCUUGCAAGGUUGCGCGAGGAAUGGGCCACUGCCCGUAAGUGCAGAGACAUCUGUGCGCUAGCAAACCAGAACUUGAAAGAGAAUAUUAGUGUCAUCGACAAUCACGCUACAGGCGACAAAGCUGUGCAAUUCCUGGUGUCAAAUAGUCAGAAGACGAUCCACGGCAAGAAUCGUGGAUACGGCAACCAUAUCAAGCAACUCGGCGGCCACCUCAGUGAUCAAUCAAUCCAGAAAGUAUCAGGCGACUUCCUGCAGAUGAUUGUCCAGAGUCCUGGGGAUAGACAUUCGUCAACUCGUGUGGACGCACCACCCAACGACAACGGUCCGAAUGAUGGAGCGACAACAUGGCGACCGCAGUAUGGUAAUGGGAAAAUACUCAGAUCUUGUCUUCUGCCAGAUCCCUUGGCGAAUGAUUUUAUUUUACAUCGAGCUGGUUCUGAUCAAUCGAGAGACCGAUGAAAAUCUGUUUUGGGAAGACAUAGUUGUGGUGCCAAGAUGGAUCGGGUGAGGAUGACGGCUGCUUCGUGUGUUUGUAUAGCUCUCGGUCACCAGGCCUGCGAAUGCUCAUGUCAAUCAUAAGACCAACUUACAUGCAAUCGAAACUAGACGGAAUAUUUUCUGGCUAAGGGAGGGAAUUGCACUGUAAAUUGACAAGCGCCGCCAAUGAGACAAGCAGUGCGACUGGGCUUGCCGCCGUCUUCUCUCCGCGAGUGUGUGGGUAUGCGUUCCAAAGAAGCCAUCAAAGCACUUUGAAAAUGAUGUGAGCAAAUCACUGGUUCGCGUUAGUGGGACAACACACGCCCGGAUCAGGCUCCCACUGGU